AUGAACGACUUACGAAGGAGAGCCGACAAGUAUAUGCAAAUGAAAGAGUUAGCCGAAUACCGCAAUCAAGCCUGUGCCGAAUCAGUGAGCAAGGCCGAAAAGCCAGCGGAACAACCAUUCAGAGGGAAAGCCAAAGAAAUAACACUGCGAGACCGACCCACUUGUGGGCCAAAAUACUCUCACUACACCCCCCUGAAUGCCAGCAGGGCAGCGGUGCUAGAGCAAGCCCUUGCGGCCGAAGUGCUAGCAAUUCCGAAGCGAGCUUCUACCCCACCACGUGCCGAUACCAGCAAAACUUGCAGGUAUCACCGCAACCGUGGACAUUCUACUGAAGAGUGUGCUGCCCUUAGGGAUAAAAUUGAAGAUUUGAUCAAGCAGGGACAGCUUUAUAACUUCGUCGAUCGGUUAGGAUCAUCUUGGCCUCGCUCAACAUAUCAACCUCGCCACCAGGAUCGGCAUAGACAUGAUAAUUCUGAGAGGACUCGGCGUGACCGAAGCAGGUCUCGUGAUAGGAAGGACGACCCACCGGCUGCGCAUAGGAGGGUUAUUAAUACAAUCGCAGGAGGAUUCGCCGGAGGAGGUUCAACUUCCUCAGCUCAAAAGAGACAUUUGCGUGCUAUUCGCUCGGUUCACGUCGUUGAUAGGCAGCCCUCCCGAAGAUUACCAACCAUAAUCUUCAUUGAUGCUGACUUUCAAGGCAUUGACACCGUGCAGGACGAUCCAAUGGUGAUCAGCGUAGAAAUUCACAAUUGCAUAGUCAAGAAAACAUUGGUUGACCAGGGCAGCUCGGCGGAUAUUUUAUACUGGAAUAUCUUCAAACAGUUAGGUAUUUCCGAGACGGAGUUAAUCCCUUACGAUGACCCCUUGGUUGGAUUCUCAGGAGAACGGGUAAGCACCAAGGGAUAUAUUAAGUUAUUCACUCGUUUUUGUUUUGACGAACAAGAAAGUAGAGUAAUUCAGGUGAAAUACAUUAUGGUGCAUGCCAACACGUCUUAUAAUAUCCUUCUCGGUCGGCCAUCAUUGAACAUGCUGGGGGAAAUUGUCUCGACACCGCACUUAGCAAUGAAGUUCCCAUCCGACAAAGGGAAGAUCCUUACAAUCCACGCCGAUCAGAAAGCUGCUCGGGAAUGCUACUUCGCAAGUCUGCGCGUAUCUCCCGUCGAAGAACAGCGACAAAAAUCCAAACGGGUUCAUGCUAUAGCUCCUUCGGCAUCUGACGCGUUGGUCGUUGGGAUCUUGAUCCAAGAAUGA
Messenger RNA from Cajanus cajan (pigeon pea), 1251 nucleotides. RefSeq lists its product as uncharacterized. Lineage: Eukaryota; Viridiplantae; Streptophyta; Magnoliopsida; Fabales; Fabaceae. The record is from RefSeq and is a predicted model, not a curated record.